Messenger RNA from Gongylonema pulchrum, 222 nucleotides. The record is from the annotation of a GenBank genome assembly. NCBI's taxonomy places the organism in Eukaryota, Metazoa, Nematoda, Chromadorea, Rhabditida, Gongylonematidae.
AUGUCGUUUCUGAUCGCUUUUGAGCCUCAGAUAGUCCCGAAAAGAAAAAUGCUGAACGGAAUCGGCAAUGUGUACUAUCCGUUCGUUGGUAUGCCGCCACCGCUGCUGCCACCACCACCAGCUGCGCCCAUUUGGGGGCCGCUUCUUGGAAUUCCUUUCGGACAACGGAUUUUCUUGCGGACUCCAUGGAUUUUCCGGUUUUUCCCGUAUAAAUUGGUUUAA